Messenger RNA from Chlamydomonas reinhardtii, 4224 nucleotides. RefSeq lists its product as uncharacterized. The coding region runs from base 262 to 2358 and encodes 698 amino acids. The transcript is spliced from 7 exons. The record is from RefSeq and is a predicted model, not a curated record. NCBI's taxonomy places the organism in Eukaryota, Viridiplantae, Chlorophyta, Chlorophyceae, Chlamydomonadales, Chlamydomonadaceae.
GACAGUAGAGCUUCGGGCGCCCGGAGGAGACCGGGUGACGCGUGAGGGGCCGAGGGGAUUGUGCCGUGCAAUUGGCAAACCACUUUUCAAAGGGCCCUAACUUUGCAUGCGCCUGUAUAAUGUACGCCUGCUGAUGAGCGUUAUGAGCACUAGUAACUGCACUAUCAAGCCCUCGCUGCACGUUCGAAACUUCGCGAGCUUGGGCUCAUAGGCUCUGCCGCAACUUCAUAGGCUCUGCCACAACUUCAAAAGCAUGGCAUGAUGACUGAAAAUACGCUGAAAAAGCUGUCGAUUAAGAGAAGAGAAGUAGAACGCGAAAUUAAGAAAGUCCUGGCCGCCGUGGAGGAGGUAGAUUGCACAAUAAAUGGCAACAAGGACAACCUCUCAGGGGUGGCCUCGGAGCUCGGCCAGAUUGCUGUGGAGCUCCGGACCCCAGGGCUCAACGCGGGUUUGGAGUCGCAGCUGCUGACGAUUGAGGAGCUGCUGCUGAGGAAGGACGAGCUGCUGCUGAGGAAGGAGCUGCAGCUGCGGACGGAGAGGGAGCAGCUGCUGAGGCAAAAGGAGCAGCUGCAGACGAAGGAGGAGCAGCUGCGGACUCAGGAGGCGCAGCUGAGCGGGGGGCUUGGGCCGACCAUGUCGAGCUCGCAGGUGUACCUGGACCGCGCGUUGUUGAUGGACCCGCCAUCUAAGACCAACAUGAAGCGGGAGCAGCUGGACCCCGUUGCGGGCCCACUCAUCCAGAACUGGCGCCCCACGCAGGACAAGUCCAGCGGACUGCUGCCGGAGCUUGCUCACCCCACGUUCGGUGAGGUGGUUGAGCUGCUUGCCAGCGACGACGAAGUGGACGAGGCCGUCCUCAAUGUUGCCAGUCAGCUGUGCUGCAUCGGUGCGGACAUCUACGAGAACGAGGCGCAGCUAACCAAAAGCGUCCAAGACCUGCUGCAGCGGUUCCUGGCGGAUAAGGCGGUCACGACCAUCAAGUCGGGCUUUGCUGGCACCAACGUGAGCCCAAGCUGGGCGCUGGGUGACUCGCCUAAGAACCCAACCAACUUGUUCCUGAUCGCGGAGGUCAAGCCAGGGAUUGGCGGCACGGGAGACUCGCACUUCCAGGGUGCCAACUACCACAUGCACUUCUGGCGGCAGCGUGCGCAGUCCAGCAUCUUUAAGUACACUCGCUGCCCCGCCUUCCUCCUAGAGGUAGUUGGCCCGCACGUGCGGCUGUCUGCGGUGGCGUGGCUGAACCGCGUGACGAUCUUCCCGCUGACGCCGCUGCUCAACUUGCUACCGGCACACCCCGUCACCGACUGCCUUCUCAUGCCGGUGGCGCGCAUGUUGGCUGCGCUGCGUGCGGGGCUGCGCAAGCUGGCACAGGACCACGCCACGGCGGCAGAGCAUGAGGUGGCGCAGGCAGGGUCAGCCAAAGCGGAGGACGCGAAAGCGGAGGCAGUGGACGCGGAGACGGAGGACGCGGAGACGGAGGACGCGGAGGCAGCAGAGGAGCUGGCGGGUUUGCAGGAGGCCGUGGCUCUGUUCGAGAAGAAGCUCCCGUGGCCCAUUGCCAUGGACGCCCGCUACCAGGCCGCGACGGCGCGUUCGUUGGCCGCGCCCAACCACACGUACCGCGUGGGCCUUGCUGGCGACGACAGGGGGCAUGAAAGUGUCGUAGCUGUCAAGUUGUGCCGGAGAUACAGCCUGGCGACUCAUCAGCAGUGGGCGGACCUGGGCCUGGCACCAAAGAUCCUGCGCUCCAUGCCGCUUCCCGGUGGCUGGCUGCUGGUGGAGAUGGAGUGGCUGUCCGCGCCUCAGUGGCGGCCGCUGUCGCAGCUGCCGGAGGAGGAGCUGGACGAGGCGCAUUGCGCAGUGCAGCAGGCGCUAGAACGCGCGCACGCCGCAACGGGCAUGGUGCACGGGGACGCAAGGCCUCCCAACUGCCUGAUGCGGCGUGACAAGGCGUCGUGGGAGGUGCGGUUCGUAGACUUCGAGUGGGCAGGGCCGGAGGGCAAGGCCACCUAUCCCGCAUGUCUGAACCCGGACAUCCCGUGGCCCGAGGGCGUGGGCUACCGCAAGCAGCUGCAGCGGGAGCACGACAUCAAGCUGCUGGCCGCAACGCUAGCAGCCCGAGGCGCCGCUGCAGCCUCCGCCGCCCGCACCGGCACCACCGCGGGCGGAGGGCGCCGUCCCCGAGCCCGUGGCGCAGUGCGGCCGCUGAACACCGCAUCCAGCAGUGAGCGCUCAGUAGCGUCACCGGGCAUCGCAGCGGUUGUUGCGCGGCACCAGAUCGCCGGCAUGAGCUGGCGGCGGCGUGGCGCUAUCAACUGGACGCAGCCUGCUGCCGCAGGCCGGCGGCUGGUGUGGUGAGCGGUCUGCCGCCAUGAGUGUCGGGAUUCUUUCUGCUGUUUCAUCGGCCGUUUUCGGACUUGAAAGAUGAGACAAGCGGCUGACGAUGCGUGUUUGCAUGUGCGUUGUCAGGUGUGGCAGGGCGUAGGCGUAAGAGUACCGUAGCAGCAGUCGAUGGAAUGAAUGUAAGCAUGUACGUGUGGGCGCAGCGCAUAUGCACAUGGCGGCUGGGUGGCGAGUGGACUGGCGUCGGGAUUCUGUACGGUAGUGCAGAAACCCAACCGCCCCAGCGUAGGGCUGUGGUGACCAUGGCGUGUCUGCAUCUCGGGUCCCGUCAGGCGGGCGGCGGCGGAGGGGCAUAAUGGUAGCUGGGCAUCACGUAGUCCGUAGUGGCAAGAUGACACGGUCGUUCCGGAGGUCUGUGCAUGUGCGCAUUCGGCAGUCCCCUUGGACUUGUCGCGCUCCGUCUCCAUAGACGGAGCGCGACAAGUCCAAGGGGACUGCCGAAUCAAGUGAGCGUCGCGCCCAUCUCACCAAUCUCACUUGAUUGGCGACGGACGGACACACGCGAGGCACGUGCGGCACGUGCAGGAGGGCAUGACGCAACAUGAGCGACAGGAGGGUGUCAGGUGUGGGUGCCGCGUGUGGCUGAUAUUGUCAUCUUCCCGUCUGUUUGGUUGAUUGCUGGCUGUGCUUUGCUUGACGGCGGGACGUGCCUGGGCACAUUACGGCGGGCCGUGCUUGUACGAUUCGACCGAGAUGAGGUAGACGCUUGUGGCUCUCGGACUCGAUACGUGGCUCAGCCCACUUCUCCCAUUCCGAAACAGACCCCAUGGAUGACUCAACGAGGAAUGGGUUCUGGGUGCAAAGUUAUGAUUGCGGUAUUACAAGAGAGGACAACCCGAGCGUGCAGGUACGCAGGGGCCAUCGAAUGCUGCCUGGACGAACUCAUGGCCCAUCAAAGUUGGCGGUCGGUCCGUCGGUUUGGGCGAAAGGGGGAUCCCUCGAAAGUUGGCGGGCUGAUUUUUGCAGCGGGCUCAUCUUCUCAGUGAGGGGGUCCCCAAGUUUCAGUCGUGGGCUCAGUGGGACUCACUCACUCUACCCUCCCGACGGUGCAGGGACGUGACGUCAACUCCGCAACUAAUAUCCGGCACGCGCUGGUGGAGAUACUGCUGGGGCACAAGCGACAAGCGACCUGCAUCGCUGCAGGCUGGCGGCGGCGGCGGCAGCGGCGGCAGCAGCGGCGGCGGCGGCGGCAGCAGCGGGGGCUCAUGCGCGCAUCUUGGUAGCGGAGGGGGCGGGAAAGGCCACGUGGAGGAGGAGAGCGCAGCACCGCCCAAGAAGCGGCGCAAGCGCGCAGACUGACGAGCCGGCUGAUGUCUAUAUAGGUAGCGGUCCGCGGUGGGGCUGGCAGGGCAUGCGUAGCGGCAUGACAAGUACGGUAGUGCGGCCUUGAGUGUGCGAUCGGACAGGGUUUAGGCAGGUUGGCGAGGUCCCGUAGGGUGCAGCUGACGCCCAUACCUCAAGCAGACGGCAAACAAUUUGCAGUGGCAAAGCAGAAGUGCAUGGCUGGUCGAACACCGGAGUUAUUGUACCGACAAGUUGCUGGCUGGCUUGAAGUUUGCUGAUGCGCAUUCCUCACGCUCCGGGCGCCCGGCCAGGUGAUAGCCCACACAGACACACCGCAACGCCACACUCGCGAUGCAGAGCCGCGGCCUUGAAUGCGGCUGUUGACAACUGUGCUGCUUCUGGCUGCGGGUGGCUCUGCUGUGGCAUCGUGAUUGCUAGGCACCCGGUUUGGCUAUGUGCCUGACUGCCUGUGGAAACCGACCCCGGCUAUGUCCGGGCGAUGAGGUUGUUCGGCCGUGUGUUCGGCCUCCGACUGUC